Molecule: messenger RNA, 3579 nt
Organism: Nematostella vectensis (starlet sea anemone)
Lineage: Eukaryota; Metazoa; Cnidaria; Anthozoa; Actiniaria; Edwardsiidae
Product: endothelin-converting enzyme homolog
Exons: 19
Coding region: 96-2273 (725 amino acids)
Biological process (GO): protein processing
Cellular component (GO): plasma membrane
Molecular function (GO): metalloendopeptidase activity
Source: RefSeq, a predicted model, not a curated record
GGGCCCAGUAUUCUGUUACCGCUCCCCACCCGGCUUUAACACGUAACGUUUUUUGGAAAAGACUCUAUUCACGCCGGUCAUCUUACAUCGCUACGAUGCAUCUUUGCAGAUAUGUAUUUUUUCUGUUUUUCCUUGGAUUUUGUAUCGAUGUAGUUUUGAUGCGAGUCUUGAGGAGGAAAGUCAAUCACCCAUUCACCGUGAAAGACCCAAAGUCAGCCAUUCGCGUGUGCUGGUCCAAAGACUGCGUUCAAACUGCCUCAGAUUUGUUGAAUGCGAUUUCGCCUGAUGUUGACCCGUGUAAGGAUUUCUACGGGUACGCUUGUGGGGGCUGGAUCCGGAAAAGCGAAGAAAAGUACAAGAGCGAAAAGUACUCCAAAGACCAGUUUACCAUCAUCGAGGAAGAAAACGAGGCAUUCCUCAAAGCCGUAUCGGAGGAUAGAGAAAUACGGGCGAGAUACUCAAAGGUUGAGGCCAUCACGAAAGCUCUAACACACUACAGCUCUUGCAUGGACAUGGACACAAUUGACGCACGCGGGGCUAAACCAAUGCUCGCACUGCUGAAGAAAUACGGGCUUGAUACCAUCUUAACCGGGAAGUGGAAUGAAAAAGACUUUGACUUCACCCAAAGCAGCAUCCAGUUAAGCGCCGAACUCGACGUUAGCCCCUUUUUCACAAACAAGGUGGAGCCUGAUCCACGAGACAGCAAAAGAAAUAUGAUCAGCCUGUCCCAGAACUCUUGGCUUAGUCUGGAUUUAUACUCACUCCGAUCAAACACGACACAAAGCCGACGAGCUGUGGAGCUGUACAUCGAAUACAUAGCCAACAUGACGUCCAUGCUAGGAGCUUCUCGUGAUUAUACAGACAAUAUCCACAAAUUUCUCGACAUCGAGAAGCAUAUAGCAAAGCUGGUUGUUCCGUUUUACCGAUAUGAAAAGGAUAAGUUGUACAGGAAGAUGUCUCUAGACGAACUGAGACGGCUGACAUAUCCAUCUAAGCUUGACUGGCAUCGGUACGUCGAGGGCGUGUACGGCUCAGGAGAGAGGAGUAUCUCCAAGGAUCAGGAGAUCAUCGUGUACGGCGUUGACUAUAUGCGCGAAGUCAACAAACUCAUGAACCAAUUCUCCAACAGGACGUUAGCAAGCUACCUAGCCUGGCUUGUGAUCGAUGCAACUCACUACUACCUUGGUCAAGAUGCCUAUGACGUUUAUGGGAACUACAGCGUCAUUGCUCACGGUUCCUACCAGCCUCUGGCUAGAGACAAGCGGUGUUUUUAUAUCCUGAAGAAAAAUUUUGGUCUGCCGCUGGGCAGAGUGUUCGUGGACGAACGGUUUGGAGAGAAGAGCAAGAAACUGGUAAAAGAAAUUGUAGAGAAUAUUCGACAAGUCUUGGUGACGGAUUUACAGAAUGUUGAUUGGAUGGAAAGCAAUUCGCGACAGGCAGCUAUUAGAAAGGCUAAAACUAUUAGAGAGAACAUUGGCUUCCCGGACUACCUCUUGGACGACAUAAAGCUGGACGAUAUUUUCAGAGACGUGGUCUCUGAAAGAGGCAAAUACUUCGAGUCAUCUGUCUCAAUACUUUCACAUGACAGACAAUUUAACAUCCGAGACUUUGGAAAAGCAGUGGACAAGUCAAGAUGGUUGACCUCUCCGAUUGAAGUUAAUGCAUAUUACAAUCCCUCCAGUAAUAAAGUGGAAUUUCCCGCUGCUAUCUUACAAUUCCCGUUCUAUAAUCAACGUUUUACAAGAGCGUCUAGCUAUGGCGCAAUAGGGAGUGUAAUCGGCCACGAGGUGUCUCACGGGUUCGAUGACAAAGGAAGUAAAUAUGACGAGCAUGGGAACCAGGUUCAAUGGUGGACUAACAAGACGAUCCUAGAGUUCCAGAAGAGGGCGCAGUGCUUCGUGAGUCAGUAUAACAAUUUUACCUACCACGGAGAAAAGGUCAAUGGGUGGUUUUCAUUGUCGGAAAAUAUGGCAGAUAACCUUGGCAUCGAGAAAGCAUACAAAGCUUACAAAGAAUGGACAAAGCGAAAUGGGGAGGAGCCGCGUUUACCCGGCGCUAUGCUUACUAAUGAUCAAGUAUUUUUCGUCAGCUUUGCAAGGGGUUGGUGUAAGCUCAUCAAACCGCUUGGGCGCAAAUAUGAGAUGUAUGGAAGGUAUGCGCCAGUCGCCUACAGGGUGAACGCCACUCUUCAAAACGUGCAAGGUUUUGCCAAAGCCUUUAGCUGUCCCCUUGGAUCGCCAAUGAAUCCAGUUAAAAAAUGCAAGAUUUGGUAAAAGGCAUGACCACGAAGCAUCUAGAAUCAGUAGAAGCUGUCAGGUUUGGCUCUUGAAUUGCCUCCUCGAUGAAAAAAAAGCAAGUCGAAUAUUGUUUUGGACUACUGGCGACAACUGUCCUUGAUGAAAGGCGAGUUCAACAUUUUUAAGCAGCUCUUAUUAAAAUUUCACUCCAGGUUCAGCCAAUCAAAAUACAGAGCGGCCAUGAAUAGUUAAUUGAGAUCACUGCGCCAUCAAAUGUGUGUCUACAGGGCACUAUUUUGAAUUCUGCGCCAAGCUUGUUAGUGAAAAUGGCGAGAUUUGUGCACUGGUCGCUUGUUCUUGUGUUCGUAGUUGCUGUAGCUCAUGUGCGAGUUGGAAUCUGUAGUUUUGAAUCUUACGAGAACGAUGACAACAACGAAGAGUUGACAAACAUCUGGGCCGUUGAGCUUGAUACUGACGACGAGGAUGUAGCGAGGAGAAUUGCCGAAGAGUACAAAUAUGAUUAUGGUGGCCGAGUUGGGUCGCUACCGCACCAUUUCAAGUUCAUAAAACAGGCAAAGAAAGACGACAAAGGGAUUGAUUCAGUUGCGAAUGACGAUGGAAGCGAGGAAACCAUUCGCAUGGACGAGAAACGAAUGCUUGGCCAUCCGCGUGUCAAGUGGAUGGAGAGACAGAGAGUUUUGGUGAGAGAAACACACAAGGAGAAAACCUCAAAGUAGCCCAGCUAGGAGGCGAAAAGGGAGAUGAAACUAUGAGAGAGUGAAGCAUGAGUAUUUGUUAUUCAUUUGCAUACUACGCUCAGUGAUUCCACCGUUAAAUUGAAGCGGGUUUCGGGAUAAAACUUCAGCAUUCACUAUACGGUACAUCGACAAGUGUGUGGAGCACUUGCAAAUCUCAAAAGAUUUGCGUACUUUUUAAAUGUUACUUUAAAAUGUAUUGUUUUGCUUUCCAUAUGGUUCAAUCGUCAUGUAAAUAGCAAAAGAUAACAUUUAGCAUAAUUUCGCAUCUCUGAUGUUUUACUAAAACGUGAUUAUUUACCGAUAAGAAAUACCAGAAAUGCAGAAAAAAAACUGUCAGAUUAUAUGCUACAGACAUCCAUUAUUGUUCCCAAGAUAUUCGCGUUUUGUUCCCAAAAUAUUCGCGUUUUGUUCCCAAAAUAUUCGCGUUUUGUUCCCAAAAUAUUCGCGUUUUGUUCCCUAAAUAUUUGGGGUUAAUUGAAUUGCAAAGAGCGCGAAAACGCGGCUAAGCAAACAUUACAAAAACAGUAUUGCGUUAUGUUCAAUGUAAUGUGAUUUUAUUGAAAAUAUUAAAUAUAUUGAAAGAG